Messenger RNA from Protopolystoma xenopodis, 378 nucleotides. Lineage: Eukaryota; Metazoa; Platyhelminthes; Monogenea; Polystomatidea; Polystomatidae. The record is from the annotation of a GenBank genome assembly.
AUGUUAUUUUCCAGCUCAGCCCGUAUAGACAGGCCCGUCUGUCAGCAUGUGCGUAUGUAUGCGAAGCCUUUUUCCGCCCAGCAACGCGUGUCUUUCGGCAUACUCUUGCCUCACAUUUCCAGCUUUCUCGGCAAAAUGUCCACCAGCCUGUGUCGUCAAAACCUACACGAUGAAUGCGAGGUCGCCUUGAGCCAACAGAUUAACCUUGAGCUCGACUCAGGCUACACCUUCUUCGCCUUGGCCUCGCAGUUCGCCCGUGACGACAUCGCUUUGCCGGGGGCUGCUCGCUUUUUCCGCAUGGCUUUUCAUGAGGAGAACGAACACGCAGAGAAGCUGAUGGACUACCUAUUGCUGCGUGGCGAGAAGUGCUUAGGGUAA